Messenger RNA from Hibiscus syriacus, 576 nucleotides. RefSeq lists its product as uncharacterized. The coding region runs from base 1 to 576 and encodes 191 amino acids. The transcript has 3 exons. NCBI's taxonomy places the organism in Eukaryota, Viridiplantae, Streptophyta, Magnoliopsida, Malvales, Malvaceae. The record is from RefSeq and is a predicted model, not a curated record.
AUGUGUAUUUCGAACCCCAACUCAAUUUCUGAUCAGACUGAUCUAGUGGCUAUGAAGGCUCGGUUGUGGGCACUUUUGAGAAAAGAAGAACACGAGUGGCUUCAAAAAUCCAGACUUAAAUGGUUCAAAGAAGGCGACAUAAACAUGAAGUUUUUCCACUUAACGGCUUCUUCUAGAGCGAAACGAAACCAGAUUUCUAAACUGAAGGAGAUCCCGGUUAAGAGAUUAAGUGUUGGUUCAAGAAGGCUACUUGAAAGACUAUUUUCUGAAGAAGAGGUUUGGAAUAUGUCAUGUCGUUUAUGUCUUAUUGAGGAUUCAUCUUUCAAUAAUUCCUUCAUAUCUCUUAUCCCGAAGAUAGAUGAGGCGGUUUCUCCGGAGGAUUAUAGACCACUUUCGCUGGUGGGAAGUUUGAAUAAAAUAGUUUCUCGGGUUAUGGCAAGGAGAAUGGCUUCUUGUCUCAAAGAGGUGGUGGGGGAGAACCAGUUUGCGUUUAUUGUAGGUAAACAGAUUGUCGAUUGCGUCCUGAUAGCAAAUGAAGUCAUUGAUGACCUUUCUAAGAAAAAAAAGAAGCUUUGA